AUGGCUGCACUUCUACCUCACCAACUGCCUCAACCUGUGUCACCGGCUCACGCAGAGCUCGUUACCUAUGCGAACAGUUUCCAGUCCCCGCUUCUCCGCCUACCCGGCGAGAUUAGGAAUCGUAUCUACGCCUUCGCUUUCACCGUGCAGCGUAUUCAGGUUGUUGCGGUAUCGGCUCGCCUCGUGCAUCUUGUAUGGCCAGAAGACUGGAGAGGCCUAAAACACAGCCAGUUGUACCCGUUGUCUGAGUUGAUCUCCAGUACAAUGGUGUGUCGGCAAUUCUACACAGAGGCCUCUCCCUUGAUUCUUCGUUUGAACGAGUUCUGCUUCAUCAAUCCAGAUGACACACAGCGAUUCACAGAGGAUAUGCCGCAAAAGUUUUUGGAGGCUAUCGAGACGGUUGCGCUGGCUAAUUGUGUGCCUGAAACAUUGGAGGGAUUGCAGCUAAUGGCUGACAUUACCCUACCGAGGAUGUGUGGACUCAAGAAGAUUGUUGUAAGGCCUGGGGUCUCCUUCGUGGGAUCUUUCCUCCACAUGCAAGAAGUUUUUCGAAAGAUGUUUGUAGACGUGCUGAGGAAGGGAGGGAUCGGGUACGAGGUUGUCUUUGAGUCUCCAAAUUUCGGAUUCUAG
This is a messenger RNA of Alternaria arborescens, 630 nucleotides long. RefSeq lists its product as hypothetical. The record is from RefSeq and is a predicted model, not a curated record. Lineage: Eukaryota; Fungi; Ascomycota; Dothideomycetes; Pleosporales; Pleosporaceae. The transcript has 2 exons. The coding region runs from base 1 to 630 and encodes 209 amino acids.